AUGUUGUCGAAUAUGCCACGCCUCUCCCCCGUUUCCUCCAAACCCAUCCUGAAAUCUGCCUCCCAACAGGUCCCGAAAGUCGCAUGUUCGAUGGGACCUUGCAGAUAUCUAACUGCGACAACACCCGCAGAGAAGAAUGUAACCCUGCUCCAGGAUAAGAAGAAUGGAUUCGGGUUCGCACGGUCCAACCCUAGGCCGCCAAAGCCGAGGAGCAAGGGUGUCACCGAGAUCAGGGGCCCGUACUACACGUUUGCAGGAGGUAGGUGCAGCGUCGAGUCUUGUCGAACCAACGAUCUGACCCCGGUUAUAGGCUCUUUUUCACUGUUUCAGGAGAAGCCCUUGAGGGAGCUGAUUGAUCUGGCUCAUGAGCAUGGCGUUUAUGUUUCGACGGGUGGAUGGGCCGAACACCUCCUCACUCAUCCAGAUACAAAUGCUGUCUUUGACAAAUACUUCCAGAAGUGCAGGGACCUAGGCUUUGACGUAGUCGAGCUCUCAUCCGGCUUCCUAUCACUCCCCGAAGACGACUGGCUGCGCCUCGUCGACAAAGUCCACGCAUACAAGUUAAAAGCGAAGCCCGAGCUGGGUAUUCAAUUCGGCGCAGGCGGCGACACCCCAGCCGCCGGCCUAGAGGCAACCGGCACCUCGGAUCCUGGAAAGCUGGUCAGCUUAGGCCAUAAGUUCCUCAACGCGGGGGUAGAGCGCCUGAUGAUCGAGUCCGAGGGCAUCACGGAGAAUGUACAGUCCUGGCGCACGGAUGUGGUGUCCACGAUCAUGAAGGAAUUGCCGUUGGAGCGCGUAAUGUUUGAGGCUGCAGAUCCAAAGGUCUACAAUUGGUAUAUCCGGGAGUUUGGUAUUGAUGUCAACCUUUUUGUCGACCAUAGUCAGAUUGUGCAGCUGUCGUGCUUGCGACAUGUGGUCACCGCGCCUCCGGGUGGCCGGCUACGAUGCCGACGAGCGUGCGAUAGUUGUAAGCGGAGGAAGCAGAAAUGCAAUGGAGAGCAACCAUGCACAAUCUGUGUUCAACGCCACAAAGAAUCAGAAUGCCAUUUUUCGGACAAGCCGGCCCGCUUGCUGAAGCCCAGCGAGAGCUCGAAAGAUACAAUGUUGCUCAGCGAACGCCUUGUGCCUACUCCGCAAAGACAAACCGCCAUGGACCGACUGCUGAACUCCCUCGAAGAUCGUAGCGCAAAUCUAGAACAACAGGUGGUGGAUGAUAAAGACGGGACGGCUCCGGUUCCGAAGGUGGCCAGGCUUCUUCGCGAUGGACAAGGUAAAUUCAUGUACAUUGGCGACUCCGCGAGUUUGUCCUUUCUCCAAAGUGUCCGUCGCAUAGUAUCCUCGUCAAUUGGCCGUUGCGAAUUCACGGAAGAUAAUUCACGCCAUUCAAUGCUUGAGGCUUUUCAAAGUAGCUCCACUACACAGACGGGACCAUUGAUACCGCCCCCAAGAAAUGAAGAAGCUCAACAAUUGGCUCGCCAAUAUGUUCUUGCAACUAGUCCCCUAUUGAAUCUCUUUGACCUUGAGGAAUUCCAUCCACGACUGGCCAAUUGGAUUGAGAACCCAACGGGCGACGAAGACACCGUGAGCUCAAUAUUUUAUCUAGUGCUCGCCAUUGGGGCCCAAGUAUCGGAUACCAACCACACCCUGGCGGAGAAAUACUUUAUCAGUGGGCGUCAGCUGGCAUUUUCGGCUUUUACGGAGACCCCCAGCAUCUCCACUAUACAGUCAUAUGUCCUCAUUUCAAUGUAUAUGCUGGGUGCUUGCCGUCGCAACGGCGCUUUCAUGAAUCUGGGAAUUGCUCUUCGUGCCGCGUAUGCGGUCGGCAUCCACAGGAAAGAUGCGAACACGCUCUUCUGCACGCGAGAGCGGCGUGCCCGGGAACGUGUGUGGAAAAGCCUGCGCAUGAUGGAUCUCUUCCUCAGCGCCUCUCUGGGUCGCCCUCCAGCCACGACGGACUUUGACUACGACCCACACGAUGGCAACACGCCAGGGGCACAACAGCGCCUGCAGCCGGAAGAGCAACUUUCCCUGACGGUUGUUUCGCUAUGUCGUAUUUUCGAGCGGAUCCUUACGGAAGUUUACAUGAGGCAGGUGGUGUCGAUUAGUGUUGCGGACAGCAUCUCGAAUCAACAUCGCGCGUGGGUCCGAAACCUGCCAACCUUCCUACGAAUGCAGACAGAACGACUUGAUGCUGCCAAAACUCUCGAGGACACCUUGGCUGCAGCCCAUAUAUUCGGCUCGUAUUACUGGUCGAUUAUUCUGUUGACCCGGCCAUUCCUGGUCUUCCGAGUCUCUCAGUAUGUGAAAAAUAAAAGCGAGUCAGGACUUUCCGAGAGUAAAGUCAACAACUCGCGACUCUCGCUUUUUGCCGAUGCAUGCGUUUAUUCCGCAUUGCGCAGUCUCAACGUCGUUGACGAUCUCUCUCAAUACUCGUCCCUGCCGCGAAGGCUUCCAUUCUUAAUCAAUUCCGUUUUCAACUCGGCUGUUGUCUUAGGGGCGGCAUUCUUUGCUGACUAUGACAAUCUGCUCCCACUGGAAGAGGGCUUGAACAAGGCCGAAAAGUUCCUUGGUUUGUUCGUUCCGCAUGAUCCUCAUGCCUGCCGCUUUUUCCAAAUCAUCAAAUACCUGCGAGGUGCAGUUGGUGAAUACGUCCGCCGCCGGAAUCGUCAAUGGAUGGAACGUCGUAGCAAACAAGUCGACCAGCUUUUUGGCGAAGUAGGCCCGUCCAACGAAGCUUCAAGCACUAGUAAUAACCACCACACCAUUUCAACCAACCGCGGGGAUCAAGCAACAGUCCCGUCUCCUCUAUCCCCAGACAAAUUUGCCGACGGGCCCCUCCCCUCCCAAUCUAUAGAGCAAACAACUGCUACAGCCCACCCUGAUGACGGUAUCUGGGAUGCCUUAUGUGCCACUGAAGGACCCUUCCCAUACGACACAGCCAUUUCCACUUUGACGACGACAGGCAUUCCCAUCGGUUGCUCACCAGGAGGUACAAUCCCUACUGGCCCACAUGGAAUGCCGGACAACGAAGGCCAAACACCUCUCUCUGAUAUGAUCCUUUCAGAUAAUGGACUCCUCUAUAUGGCGGAGGAUCUUCCUGUGUUCGGGCUUUGGGGAGAGACUUGA
Molecule: messenger RNA, 3126 nt
Organism: Aspergillus pseudonomiae
Lineage: Eukaryota; Fungi; Ascomycota; Eurotiomycetes; Eurotiales; Aspergillaceae
Product: coma-domain-containing protein
Exons: 6
Coding region: 1-3126 (1041 amino acids)
Biological process (GO): positive regulation of transcription from RNA polymerase II promoter by galactose; DNA-templated transcription
Cellular component (GO): nucleus
Molecular function (GO): RNA polymerase II cis-regulatory region sequence-specific DNA binding; DNA-binding transcription factor activity, RNA polymerase II-specific; zinc ion binding
Source: RefSeq, a predicted model, not a curated record